Messenger RNA from Striga asiatica, 3661 nucleotides. Lineage: Eukaryota; Viridiplantae; Streptophyta; Magnoliopsida; Lamiales; Orobanchaceae. The record is from the annotation of a GenBank genome assembly.
GAAACAGUCGCCAGUUGUCCAGUUUCAGCAGUGUAGUGUCACUCAGUCGGUCUGUAGCCCAGCUUACCUGGCGGACUCGUUCUUCCCUCUUUAUCUUCUCCGCCGCGAUUUUCACGUACUAAUUUCGGUGGUCCACUCUCUAUUUAUAAGGAUGAAGGUUGUUUUCACGGCACAAGGCCUCAAAAUCCAAACACUUUGUAGAUUUUUAGUAAUCAAUGGCGUCUUGGGAUUCAGUUCAGCUCAAGGUGUUGUACAAUGUGUUUGGAUGGGUAGCCUUCGUCUCCUGGUCCAUAUGUUUCUACCCACAAAUCCUCUUGAAUUACAGACGGAAAAGUGUGGCAGGGUUGAAUUUGGAUUAUGCACUGCUGAAUAUGGUAAAGCAGUUGGCGUAUUUGAUCUACAAUGUUUCCAUAUUGUUUAGUCCAACAGUGAAAAAGCAAUACCAUAGAAAAUUUGGGGAUGAUAAGAUGUUGCCUGUUGCUCAAAGUGAUCUGGCUUUCUCCAUACAUGUUGUUCUUGUGUCUGCUUUUUCAAUGUAUCAGAUUGCAAUUUAUGAUCGUGGGACACAGAAAUUCUCCAGAUUAUACGUCUCGAUUGUUGCUAUAUUCUUGUUAGCAGCUGCAGUUUGUGUGGGCAUAGCUAUACCACAUCAUUCUUGGUUCUGGCUGGUGUCCUGCUUAAACACAAUUCAGGUUGUUAUGACGAUCGUCAAAUACAUUCCUCAGGCGAGUAGAAAUAAUCUUAUCAUUUCAAGAUUUUUGAAUUCUUGUUAUUUCCUAGCCAUCCUUAAGGUCGUGUACAACUAUCGUCGGAAAAGUACAAGCGGAUUUAGCAUUGGCAAUGUUUUACUCGAUUUACUUGGCGGCAUCGCAAACAAUAUUCAAAUGCUCAUGCAAUCCAUAGAUCAAAAAUCUUGGGAGAAUUUCUAUGGGAACAUAGGGAAAUCAUUGUUGGCUCUGGUGACAAUUGUGUUCGAUCUUAUAUUAAUGGCUCAGCAUUAUCUGCUUUAUCCCACCAAAAAGGCACCUUCUAGUCCGACUGUUGUAAAAAUGGAGCUACAAAGAGACAAUGCUGAGCAAUGCUGAGAUGAUUUUUUACAUUGAAAUGUACUUUGGCCAGCACAGCAGUCUUGAAGCUCAAUUGCCGUUUAAUUCCAAUAUUAGGAGUUCUCCUUCAAUAUUUGCAGGUUUGAUGUCUUGAGCAAUUGAAGAAGCACUUUGAUAAACAGAUCAUGAAAUAUUUUUUGACUAUUGUAAUAUGUAAUGUGAGAUCAUGAAAAAAAUGCAUCAAGGAUUUAGAGCUGUCAUAGUCAAAGCAAUGGACCAGACUAUUUAUCUAUUUUUUGACUUUUGAAUGAAGCUAGUUUUAGAUGAUAAACAACUUGUGCCCCAACUAAUUUUGAUUCUUUUUCUUUUCUUUUCAUGUACAAUUGUUUUUGUUUUGCAUUCUCAUUAAAAAUUAUAUAACUGUUGGCUAUGUGCCCAAAUUUUCGAAUGAACUUUAAAUCCAAUAUUUCAUUUCACAUUUUUCAGUCACCAAUCUUGUGCAAUGUUAACAUGACACUCAACUUUUACCACAUUUGCUGUCAUAUUUAACAAUGCUAUCAAAAUUUAUCAAAAUUUUUCUCGAAAAACAAAAUGAAAUACUGUCAUAAGUUCUUGUAUAAGUUGGGAUAGAACUUACACAUUCACUUCUUUUAAUUAACUUAUAAUUGGAUUGUCCCUACCAAUUGACACAAAAUCUUUUAAUAGCAACUAAUUGACAAGUGAUUUCCCAUAGUUCUUGUAGAAGUUUGAGGUUAUUUACCAAUAGUAGUCAUCACACAUUUGAUUCUGGAAAGGAAAGUGUAAACUGUAUAGACAAUCCUCAGAAAACUCAACCGAAAAUUUGAAAUCCGAAUAUGAACUGCAUAUUUGCGUUUUUGCGAUAUUUUUUAACCUCUAAUCCACCUUCAUAAACAAUUGAAUGAUUUGAAAGAACUGUGCACACUAGUCCUCGAUUGCUGCUUGAAAAUCGGACCCACAUGCUGAUGAGUAAUGAACGAUCCAUUCCGGUAAUGUAUUUGAGUAGAAAUGAAAUUUCGCUUUGAUGGCGAACGUUAUUACUUUGAUGUAUUAUUGGAAGCACUGUUCUUUGUUGAGGAUGUUGGAGGUGGAGGGGGAGUAGGCACUAAUGUCUGCAUAAAUGGAAAACCAAACAAGGAAACAUUUGAAGGCUUUACAGGAGUUUUUGCUAAGUUUUGGACAGAAAAAACAAUUGGCUACUCAGUUGAAUUUUUCAUUAUCUACUUGAAAGCAGCAAUUGAGGGUGUACUUUAUGUACCUUUUCAACUUUAUUAUCUCUUGUGUUUUCUCCAUUCUCAUAAGAGUCGAGCAGAGGUUGAGCUUUGAAACAAAAGCUGCAGCUCAGUUUUUUAACUCGCUUUCCUGCUUUGUCCUGUGAAGCAAUUGUGAGAUUGACAUCAUUUAUCAAAUCAUUUUUCCUCAAAAUUAUGCGAUCAUCAUGAAAAGACAUGAUGAGACGAUUAGAUAACUAAACUCCACAAUACGUUAAUGUACAUCAAGCUCAGAAACAAAAUAUGCACACAACAGAAGGGCAUUGCCUGUUUUCUUUUCUUAGCGGAUGAUAUUGGUGACUGCAGUUUGUUUCGACAGGCAGUUGAUGACUUGGAACAGCUGGAGACAAAGCAAAUUUGUAAGGAACUCAAAACUAGUUCUCAUUUAUUCAUCAUUAAUUGUCAUCACACUUCAAAUCUUUCGUUCUUGCAAAUGUUUGUCUUACAUUAUGGAAAAGAUGCGCCACUUCGCGCCAGUUUUGCUUCCAGUGGUCAAGGGAUCAACUGGCAUUUUUAAUCUGCUUAUUAUAAAAGUGUAAAAUAUGUCAUUGCUCUGUAACAAUUAGCAUUAACACACUAGACUUACACAGAUCAAUCAAAUAUUAGAGACAAGUAAAGUAUUUGAAACCUGUUCUCUGAUUGAGAGGUAGGUUCUGCAUAUGAGGACACAACUUUAACUGAUGCCUGCAUUUAGGGAAAAUAAAACGGAAAUUAAAUGAAUUUUUACCGCAUAUAACUAUAGUUUCUUCCAAUAAGCCACAUUAUGCAGAGAAUCACCACAGCUGAAUUUUUAGAGGCAAAAAUUGGGUCUCUAUCAAGCUCUGCAGAAGGAGCUAACUUCAGUAAGGCAUGCAAAGACUUUGAAGAUGAUCUCUUUUUGCUUCGACUGGCAUUACUAUGGAUAUUUUCUGCAUCUUUCGGACCGUUUUCGAUAAGAGCAUCCAAUAAGCAUUAUAAUCAUCGUCAGCUGAUUCGGAUUCUGCUUGAGAGGCAUUUGCCGCCUUUUGGGCUGCGAUUCUCUUGUAAUGGGCCUCGAAGAAGGCCUUUUUCCGGGCCACGGACCCAGGCUGUGAAUAUCUCUCAGCCUCCUCCACGUACUUCUUGUGUGAAGAAAAAGCUGACCAUUUUUCCCAUGACAAGGACUGAUCCGUCAUGAACCUCCCGAACGAAAUGGAUUCACCGAGAGCAUGCUUCGUAUUCCCCUGAAACGCGUGUAAAUUUUUUCCCAUUUUUGAGAAUUUUUUAACAGUUUGUCAUGAAAUUUUUGUUCUGCACAAAUCACUAGAAUUCAAAUGUUAUUUACAAUUGAAAGGAAAAACAGAAAAG